This is a messenger RNA of Telopea speciosissima, 478 nucleotides long. RefSeq names its product COX assembly mitochondrial protein 2 homolog. The coding region runs from base 148 to 396 and encodes 82 amino acids. NCBI's taxonomy places the organism in Eukaryota, Viridiplantae, Streptophyta, Magnoliopsida, Proteales, Proteaceae. The transcript is spliced from 4 exons. The record is from RefSeq and is a predicted model, not a curated record. Gene Ontology annotation, cellular component: mitochondrion.
GAUUUAACGAUUACCCGUCUAUUGGUUCCAGGCACAGGACGAGCGAGUGUGGUUCAGUUGAUAGACUACCAUAGUUGAGCUCUUAAAUCUUCAACCAGGUUUCAAGUUUCCUUCUCAGUGUACUAAGGUCCCUGUUUCUCCCCGAAAAUGCAUCCUCCUUUGACAUUACACAGGCACCCAAUGUGUGCUGAAAUUAUCGAACAGUUCCAAAAGUGUCAUGUUGACCAUCCUGUUGCAAAAUUCUUUGGAGAGUGUACAGACCUGAAAAUUAAGCUCGACCGCUGUUUCAGGGAAGAAAAAGCCUUGAAGCGAAAGGAGAACUUUGAGCAGAGUAAGAAGCUGAAGGAGAGGCUACAAGCACACAGGAUGGAAACUGCUGAGAAAAGCCAAGACUAAGUACUACAUUUGUGCAAAGUGAUAAUAAGAGGCUUAGGUCAAAACUGUGAAUACUAUUUUUUGUACAAGUAUUCAAACAUCA